UUUGCAACCGGUUGCGUUCGUUUGGUCAGAGGGAGGAGCCGAGAGGGCUGUGGAAUGCUCCGGAGAUGUCUUCGAUUGGGACGCCACGAUCCAGUUUCAUCGCCUUCAUGAGAUUCAUCAUGGGACUGAAGAACAGCAAGGCUAAGAAGGGAGGUGUGCCCCCUCCUGGCUCUGCAGAUACUCCAUGCAAGCUAGAAGAGGAGGCCGAUGUCCAGCGUGUCACUACAGAACCAGUGUCAGAGAGCAUUAAUAGUACCAGUCCUCCUUCCACACCAAGGUCUCCUGUUUCCGAUACAUCACCAGAGAGCUUGAGUAAAGAUUGUGAAACACCCUCCACUGCAGAAGAAGUCAGUUUUGCUUCCUGUUUAACAGAUUCCCCAAACAGCCUUUCUGAAAACCUUAAUGGAACUGCUGCUGUCAGGACACAACCAUUAGUUAAUUCUGUUCUCAAAGGAGUGACAAAGAAUCCUGAGGCAUCAGUUAAUUCAGUGUCUGACUCAGUUGAACUGAACAAUACCCAAAAUGGGGUUAAAAAAGAUUCUGAGUAUGAAAGUGCAGAGGAAGUUGACCUCCCGCCUGACCCAACUGUCGUCACUCAGCAGCCAUCGUCAGAUAAUUGUCUUCCAGUACCACCAGUUACAGACUGCACCCAGUCCCCAGGGCCGGCUGUGACUCCCAGUAGUGACAAAUCUGUGAGUGAAACAGAAACCCAGUUGGAGAACAGUAUUGUAGAGAACAGUAUUAAUGGUAAUUGUGUUAAUGUUGAAAACGGGUUCAUCGAAGGUGCGGAAGAUCUCAGUGAACAGCAUUUAACAAGUGUAGAUACUAAAGAAAGUGCCAUAAGUGAUUCUCUUGUCACAGUAACAAGGAACGAGGUAAUCGAAGAGACAAUCAGUACAAAGGCCUGUGUUGAGCAAGAGGUUACUGAAGUAAUAUCCAGUCAUACGGUAAUAAAUGAUCAAGUCAGUAGUAGUUUAACAGAAAGAAAGGAAGAAUCGCCCUUGGAAUCACAAGGUUCUGUAGAUAUCAAGAACGAAUGUAACAGUUUGCCUGUUAGUAAAGUACAACAAGAGGAGAGUGCCAGUUGUUUUGCAAGUGAAGUAGAAAAAGCGCAGCCUACUAAUGAAGAAGGAGUUGAAUCCAAUGCCCAAAAUUGUGCAGAGAAAACAGAAAAUAGCACUCCUGUGAAGGAAGAGCUUUUAAAUUGUGAAGGUAAUGAGGAAACUAAUAUUGAGCCUGUGAAUCAUUGUGAAAGUAAAGAUAUUACUUCUGUAGAAAAACAGGUUGAAGAAAUUUCAAAAGAUAGUCAAGCUCUGCAGACCACCCAAGUCGAAUCAAAAGAUAAUCAGUCUUUACUCCAUACAAGUGAGUCAUCCGAGGUUGAUAACAUACAGCCACCCACUGGGAAUAAAGUUCCUUGUGACUCUCCAACUGAACAAGUUACUGAAGAACCUGCAGAAAGUGCAUUAGCUGGUGAUGAUGUACCAAUUCCUCCAAAGAAAGGUUAUUGCUUAGAUUUCCUUGACAAUCUAGAUGACCCAAAUUUCAAUCCAUUUGCUACAAAAACUGCAGUGAGAAAUACCCCUCCUCCAAGCCCAGAAGCAGGUCGAAAGCUUCCCCCAUUAAAACCUGCCAUAAGGAAAAAGAAAGACACCAAAAAUAGUGUUAAGAACCCUGAACCUUCUGCUAAUGCAGGAGGCACCCAGAAUCCAGAGACUACUUCAGAAAAUAAAGUUGAAGAUACCCCAAGUGUAGAAUCAAAACCCAGUGAUCAUCUGAAAUCUGAUGAACCUUUAGAAGUAAAUCUUGAAGAUUCAACUAAAUCACCCAGUAAGCCACCUCCUAGACGUAAUUGUAAACCUGUGCCAAAUAAAAAGCCAGUCAGCAAAACUCCCAAAUCAAAAGUUAUUGAAAAGAAUAAUAAUAGAGUUAAUGAGAAAGCUUUAAAUGAAACAGAUAAUAAGACAGAACCAGAAGAGCUUCCACUUCCUCCAUCAAAGGGAUACAACCUCGACUUUUUAGACAAUCUAGAUGACCCCAAUUUCAAUCCCUUCGCGACAAAAUGCGCUGUAAGUAAUUCACCUCCAAAAGAGGGUGUUUCUGUGCCAAAUGAUCAAGAACCUAAGCCUAAAGUAAAAGUAGUUUCUCCAAAGAAAACGGUCCCCAAGAAAGGUUUUUCAGUCAUCAAAAACAAAGUAAAAGCACAAUCAGAAAAGCAAGAACAGGACAUCAAGCCAGAAACAGCACCAUCUUCGGAAGAGAACAAAGUUGUUGAGGAAACAUCAAAUUCCCAAGAAGUUGAGGAUUUACCUGUACAACCCAAGAAAGGAUACAAUCUAGACUUCUUAGAUGACCCAAACUUUGAUCCUUUCAAACCAAAAUCCUGUGUUAAUGAAAUUUCUGAUAACACAGCUGUAGAAACAUCAAAACCAAUCAGGGAGGUACUUGGAGGGCCUUGCACAGAGGAACCAAAAACCCUAUCCAAGGAAACAUCAGAGGACACAAGUCAGCAGUCAGUUACUCCCAUCCCUGUGGAACAAGAAGAGCAAGAAACUCUCUCAGUUAACCAUGUUAACAGUGAAUAUGCUGAUGUAACAGACUCCCCUAAAGAACUUAAAGAAACUUGUAGUUCAUUUGAAGGAAAUACUGUCCAGGAAGAAGAAAACUGUAGAAGCAGUGAAAGCUCAGUACCAGCAAAUGGUGUUUUAGAAGCUGAUAAAGUAGAAAAUUUAGAAAAAACAGAUGAGGAAGCUAAUUCACAGUUAGGUGAAAAUAAAUCGCAAGAAAAUGAAAUUAAUGAGCUGAAAGUAGAUAGCAAGGGUGAAGGAAAACAGGGCAAGGACUUCUGUUUACUUCCAGAUGAAAGUGAAUCUUUUUAUGAGGGGAAUUUGGGCAUACCCAAAGUUCCUUCUAUAGGAACCAUAGGACACCUUGAUAGUCUGGAAUUUGCUCAACUGUUAGGAAAUGAGGCAAGUCGUCUUGCUGAAGAGUUUAUGAACUGUUCUACAGAUUCUGGCCUUCCAGACUCUGAUGAUAGUGUGCAUGUAAAGUCAGGUCACUUGAACUCCAACAUGGCAGACAAAGAUAUUAGCACCCUUGCUCGGUUAUCAGCCCAUCUCGAUGAAAACAUCAAUCCUUUCCAGAAAACUUCCAAGUUACAGAGAUCGCCGCCCUUAGGGAGAAGAGAUGCGUGUGGCGCCGAGGGAGGUGAUGGUAGUGAAACUUUUGAUCCUUUCAAACCAAGACGGGCACUACUACGAGAGAGUGGCACUGGCGAGGAAAGACUGGACACAUACAGUUUGGACGACGAUUCGGGAAUUGCACUAGGGACCCGUUCAGACCUGGAAACUGAUGUCAACCACAGUGAAGCUGGGCCUGAAAUUGCCACAGGAUUGACCUCCAGUGAUUUACAGUGUGCUUCACAGUUGAAAACAGAGGACCAAGAUGAUGAGCUUUUUGACCAGAUCACAGAUGAGGAAUUCCUUGCAUCUGAAGCAUUCUUCAAGGAGGCAACAGACAUUGAAAACCAGCUGCGGAAAGGCCUCUCAACACCAUUAAGAGGAAGUCAGAGCAAGCUGAGUGGCAAUGAGGUGACCCCCACCAAAGACAAAUCUGAAUUGUCGUCUUCGUCGACACCAGACCAUCAGAGUAAGACUGUCCCGUCCACAUCCACUCCCGUACCACCUCAUGAAGAAAGAUCUGCACCAGAGGGAACCAGCAGUCCCACACCCCGUCCAAGUGACACGUCAGAACACAAGCCUUCGUCGUCACGACCAAAUUCCAUUCCACCAGAAGGGUACAUGAGUACGGCAGAGGUACAAAAACUUUUGAAACAACAGGAACUGCAGUUUGAAGAGAAGCUUUUGAGAGCGGAGCUUGUGUCGGGAGAAAAGGAGAAGAAACUACGACAAGCCAUGAAGGACGAACAGAAGGAAAUGAGCAACCUUGGGGAGACUGUGACUGAGCUGACACAGUCACGGGAUGCCUUACUGAAGUUGGUCGGGCAGUACAAGGGCAUGUUGGCUUCACUAGUGAGCGAGAAGGAAAAGGAGAAGCAGAAUCAGGAAGAGAGAAUCAAAACGCUUGAGCAAGAGAGGAAUCAAGCUCUUGAAGACUUAGCCAACGUUGAGGUUGCCUUUUCUGACGUUCAUAGGAAAUAUGAAAGAACAAAACAGGUUGUAGACACUCUACGAAGAAAUGAAGAAACUUUAAGAGGUGCUGUAACUGAUUAUGAAAAUAAGCUACAAAAGCAGGAACAAAAAUUUAUCGAGUUCCAGAAACAUGCUGAAGAGAAGAUUCAGCUAGCAAAUGAAGAAUUUGAAGCAAUGAGACGAGCAAACGACCAGGAGAUGACGAAAAUGGCGGCCCUCCUGAAAAAGGCAGAAAUGAAGAUCAUGUCGCUUCAGGAUUCUAACGACCGUAAAACCCGUGAGAACCAGGAAUUGACACAGCUCUGUGAUGACCUGAUUAACAAGGUUGGGACAUCUCAUUAGCAUGUCUUAAAAAUGAUUUUGAUUUUAUACUGCCUCUUUUCAAAAAUAUCUUGAAUUACUCAUGAAGGAUUUUGACUUGGGUAGUACAGCAAAGGGCAUAGAUAUAUAUGCUUGUUAAUCUCACUUAAUCUGUGAUUAAUAUUAAAUUACUAACAAAAUUUGUGUGACCUGUUCUUAGUGUUGGGAAAUACUACCUAGCAGUAUGGUGAAAGUGCUGCCGUAUGUUAAAACACCCAUUACAGGAUCUAUCUUGAACAAUAAAUCCAGUCCUGUUCAUUGUGAGGGGAAAAAAUGCCAUAUUGAAUGUUUUCCUCAAAGCUUGAAGACGACUGGACACGAGAUGUAUGAAAUGUACAUAUCAGUAGAGUGAAAAUGUAUUUAUACUGUAUGUAGACACUGUAAUACCAAUGUAAACCAUUUCAUAGUGUUAUGAAAAGUGUUACCCAUUAAUUAUGAUGUAGUGUAGUGUGAAAGUGUGGUUUUGUAUUCAAUGAAAUUGGCAUAAUGAGAAUUGUAAAUAACAGUAAUUUCUCUUAUUAAAUGUUUAUCAUAUCAAUGCUUUUACCUGCAAAUUUGUAAAAACAAAAAAAAAAGCCAUGUGCAUAAUGCAAAAUAUGAACUGCAUUUACCAAAUUUGCUUCAUGCAUUGAUGUUAAGAUGCUGAAAAGUAUUUCUAGAAAUGUAAUUGAGUGAUAUUGAAUGCAUUUGUAAGUGGACAACAUAUGCUAUCUUGCCUAAGAGAAAAAAAAAAUUACUAGAUUGAAUUGUACUUUACCAUUACAAGCCAUUGUUGAAGUAAAGAUGAUGUAAGAAGUUUGAAUGAAAAGUUAAGUGAAAUGUACAAGUAUUACAUUGAGAACAUUUUCUCAAGUAUGGAUUCUGAAGGGUUAGGGCUGUGAUAGUUGCACUACUGUCAGCUUAUCCUAAAAGUUGCCAAGCGCCUGCCAUUUAGAUAUGCUGAUGAAACCUUUAUACUGCUAUGUCAUAGGUCAAGCACAAAUUUAUUUCCCAUUUUUUUUAACUAUUGUACAGAACAUGUAAAUCUAUUUACAGAGUAUAUUUCUUACCUCGCGUGAUAAACAUUACGCAAGCGCUUUGAUUGACUGAAUGCCAUAACUUCAUUCACAAUUUCCAUGAGUAGCAUUUAACAAGAAUUGAUAAUUUCUCACGGCUUUGAAAUUAUUUUUUCACAGAAUCCUGCACCAGUGUCCAAUUUUCACUUUUUUAUACUAAAUAACUUUGUGUUUACAGUGUCAAGAUUUAAAACUUACCAAAGGAACACAAUUUAAAAAAAAACUUCUACUGUAGUGAUAAAUUGAAAACUACAGUUAUAUUAGUGAAGAGAUUGUGGAUUUAAUUCUAAUAAGGCCCAGGAUACCAUAUUUAAUAUACAGUACCAGUGUUUACAGUACAUCAAUACUAAAUGAAAAUCUUGUGCCUUAUAAACAAUUAACAAGUUAAUGGAGCUGACCAAAGGUCUUUGCAACUUUAACACUGAAAAAAAACAAAAGUUUGAUUUUAUUGAGGCACAUCAUUUUAAGACAUACAAUGUAAAUGAAAAUUCAUCUUAACUGCCUUAUUCUAAUGUCCCACUGAAAUUUCACAACGUAUUUGACAAAAAUGUAAUAAAUGUUUGACAAUUCUGAAUUAAUUUCACACAUUUUGCUGGUUGUAUAUAUUGUUUAUAAAAUGAAAUCUUCUACAUCUUUAUUUUAAUUAGACAUGCCAUUAUUUAUUGUUUUCGAAGAUUUUUUGAUCCAUAUAACAUUAUGUAUCAUAGGAAUUAAAUAUACAUUAAUAUGCAA
Molecule: messenger RNA, 6298 nt
Organism: Macrobrachium nipponense
Lineage: Eukaryota; Metazoa; Arthropoda; Malacostraca; Decapoda; Palaemonidae
Product: transforming acidic coiled-coil-containing protein 3-like
Exons: 13
Coding region: 66-4493 (1475 amino acids)
Biological process (GO): cell population proliferation; mitotic spindle organization; cerebral cortex development
Cellular component (GO): cytoplasm
Source: RefSeq, a predicted model, not a curated record